AUGAAGGAAGUUAAUGACUACACGUUGGCUCUAGAUGAGAAGAAAGUUUGUGGUUACGAGAACAUUCCAGUUCGCCUGAUUAAGGAUGGUCCAUUUGUAACACUUGUUCUGCCGGGGACCAACCAUCGUGUUGUUGCUAUGUCAGGUGGAUUGUUGUGUGGAUCAUGUAUUAUUGCCUGCGCUUUCUGCAACAACGCAGUUUCUGUAGGAGUUUGUCUCGCAUUAUCGGGUGUUGGCUUGUCAAUGACCUACAUGCCCGUCGUCAUUGCAUUGAAUGAUUUCUUCAAAGGACAAUUCGUUUUGGUGAAUACAAUAGCGUCAUACGGCUUCAUCGCCGGGUCCAUGGUGCUCCCUGUUAUCAUGGAAAGGUCAUUCGAAGCGUAUGGCUAUGCAGGGGCGUUUGUUAUCCUUGGAGGUAUCGCUCUUAACCUUGUCGUGUGCGGUGCAACGAUACGAAACGCACCAUCCAACGCCGCUACCAAUGAAGGUGAAAGUCACGAUAAAGUGAAUCAAGAAUCAUCAGAGCAAAUAGAAGGCAUCCACUAUGAAGAUGAGGAUAAUAAAGAGGAAGAAAAGGAGGAACAUAAUGCGAAGAAAGAGAACGAGGAGAAGGACGAUAGUGAAGAUUGCGUUUCGGAGCAACAAAGUUUGAUUCCAGCCGAAAGACGUACCAUAAGCAUUCUUGUGGAUUAA
Messenger RNA from Strongylocentrotus purpuratus (purple sea urchin), 693 nucleotides. RefSeq names its product monocarboxylate transporter 3-like. The transcript is spliced from 4 exons. The coding region runs from base 1 to 693 and encodes 230 amino acids. Gene Ontology annotation, biological process: transmembrane transport. Gene Ontology annotation, molecular function: monocarboxylic acid transmembrane transporter activity. The record is from RefSeq and is a predicted model, not a curated record. Lineage: Eukaryota; Metazoa; Echinodermata; Echinoidea; Camarodonta; Strongylocentrotidae.